This is a messenger RNA of Hyaena hyaena (striped hyena), 1045 nucleotides long. RefSeq names its product HLA class II histocompatibility antigen, DM alpha chain. Gene Ontology annotation, biological process: antigen processing and presentation of exogenous peptide antigen via MHC class II; peptide antigen assembly with MHC class II protein complex; immunoglobulin production involved in immunoglobulin-mediated immune response. NCBI's taxonomy places the organism in Eukaryota, Metazoa, Chordata, Mammalia, Carnivora, Hyaenidae. Gene Ontology annotation, molecular function: MHC class II protein complex binding. The transcript has 5 exons. The record is from RefSeq and is a predicted model, not a curated record. Gene Ontology annotation, cellular component: MHC class II protein complex; membrane. The coding region runs from base 18 to 803 and encodes 261 amino acids.
CUGUGUGGUGUGAAGAUAUGGAUCAUGAGCAGAGGCAGGGAGCUGCACUGCUAAGGCUGUUCCACCUCCUGUGGCUGCUGCCCCACUCCUGGAGUGCCCCUGAAGCUCUUACUCCAGUGUGGCGGGAUGAUCUGCAAAACCACACAUUCCUGCACACGAUGUACUGCCAGGACUGGAGUCCCAACUUCGGACUCUCUGAAAGCUAUGAUGGAGACCAGCUUUUCUCCUUCGACUUUUCCCAGAAUACCCGAGUGCCUCGCCUGCCUGAAUUUGCUGACUGGGCUCAGAAGCUUGGAGAUACUUCUGCCAUUUUCUUUGACAAAACAUUCUGCCAGGCUAUGAUCCAGGAAAUAGGACCAAAACUUGAAGGGCAAAUCCCUGUGUCUAGAGGGUUUCCUAUUGUUGAGAUGUUCACGCUGAAGCCCCUGGAGUUUGGCAAGCCCAACACGCUGGUCUGUUUUGUCAGUAAUCUCUUCCCACCCACGUUGACGGUGAACUGGCAGCAUCAUUUGGACCCUGUGGAAGGAGUCAGGCCCACUUUUGUGUCAGCUGUAGAUGGAUUCACCUUCCAGGCCAUUUCUUACUUAAACUUCACACCAGCACCCUCUGACCUUUACACCUGCAUGGUAACUCAUGAGAUUGACAGCUAUACCGCAAUUGGCUUUUGGGUGCCCCAUAAUGCACUGCCCUCUGAUCUUCUGGAGAAUGUGCUGUGUGGUGUGGCCUUUGGCCUGGGUGUACUGGGUAUCAUUGUUGGCUUAUCCCUCAUCGUCUACUUCCGAAAGCCUUGCUCAGGUGAUUGAUUCUUCCUGACCACAGUCUGGUGCCAACAGCUUCGACCGUGCAUGCAGGGGGAGCUCAGGUUUCCCACAUCCUGCCCAGGAUCCCUCAUCCUCAGAGCAGGAGUCCCUGGGAUGCCCCUGGGGGAUGUGUGGGCAUGUACAGGUUUCUCAGCUGGGGGCUCUGCUGUCACCCAGAGUAGCUUUCCUGUCACGACCACAUUCCUUCCCACUUCAGGGCAAUAAAUCUCAUUUUUUAAUAUUGA